AUGCCUUCCACUGCCGGCUUUAUACUCAGCGGCUUGCUUGGUGCUGCCACUAGAAGAGUCCAAGUCCAGCUUAUCGGUAAAAACUACCCUCGUUCCUUAGACAGAGUCACAGGCUACGUUUUGUCCUCUGCUUUGUUCGUGGGAGGCUACUAUAUCUUCGAUGGUUACGUCGACAACAACAGAAAGCUCUUGCAAAGAAGAUUGGCUGUGUUGCGUGAACAAAGAGCCGUCAAGGAUGCUUUCUUCGAGUUCGAAGAAGAGCCUGACCACAGAAUCACCGCAGACAAGAGAGGCAGAUUCUUCUCCUUGUUCGACAAGUAUGGUGCUUCGUAUAAAUAA
Molecule: messenger RNA, 339 nt
Organism: Scheffersomyces stipitis CBS 6054
Lineage: Eukaryota; Fungi; Ascomycota; Pichiomycetes; Serinales; Debaryomycetaceae
Exons: 1
Coding region: 1-339 (112 amino acids)
Source: RefSeq, a predicted model, not a curated record